GGGGGGGAGGCGGGGCUACGCGUGAGGGAAGCCGCUCCGAUGGCGCUGAGUCUGGACCGCGAGGCGUACUACCGCCGCGUCACGCGCCUCUACAGCAACUGGCAGAAAGGAGAGGAUGAAUAUGCGACCAUUGACGCUAUUGUGGUCUCCGUGGGAGUGGACGAAGAGACCGUCUAUGCCAAGUCCACGGCCCUGCAGACGUGGCUUUUUGGCUACGAACUCACGGACACCAUCAUGAUUUUCUGCGAAGACAAGAUCAUCUUUAUGGCCAGCAAAAAGAAGGUGGAAUUCCUGAAGCAGAUUGCAAACAGCAAAAGCAACGAGAAUACGAACGGGGUGCCAGCUGUCACCCUGCUUGUACGGGAAAAGAAUGAAAGCAACAAGGCCAACUUCGACAAGAUGAUCGACGCGCUGAAGAACAGCAAGAAAGGCAAGCGCCUUGGGGUCUUCAGCAAAGACAAAUUCCCCGGGGAGUUCAUGAACAGCUGGAACGACGCCCUCAGCAAGGAAGGCUUUGAGAAGGGGGACAUCAGUGCUGUGGUGGCCUACACCAUGGCGGUGAAAGAGGACGGGGAACUCGGCCUGAUGCGAAAAGCGGCUGCCAUCACUUCCGAGGUCUUCACCAAGUUCUUGAAGGAGCGAGUCAUGGAGAUUGUGGACGCCGACGAGAAAGUACGACACAGCAAGCUGGCCGAGUCCGUCGAGAAGGCCAUCGAGGAGAAGAAAUAUCUCUCUGGAGCUGACCCUUCCACGGUGGAGAUGUGUUACCCCCCAAUUAUCCAAAGUGGAGGAACUUACAAUCUCAAGUUCAGUGUUGUCAGCGAGAAGAGCUACAUGCACUUUGGGACCGUCACUUGUGCCAUGGGCAUACGUUACAAAUCGUACUGCUCCAAUCUGGUGCGCACCCUCAUGGUGGACCCGCCUCAGGAAACCCAGGACAACUACGCCUUCCUGCUGCAACUGCAGGAGGAGAUGCUGAAGGAAUUGCGGCACGGUGCAAAGCUGUGCGAGGUCUACGCCGCUGUCAUGGAUAUGGUGAAGAAGCAGAAGCCGGAGCUCUUGAGCAAAAUCACCAAGAACUUGGGGUUUGCCAUGGGCAUUGAGUUCCGAGAGGGAUCCCUCGUCAUCAAUAGCAAAAACCAGUACCGCCUCAAGAAAGGGAUGGUGUUCAGCCUCAACGUUGGCCUCUCUGACUUGCCCAACCGGGAAGGGAAGAAACCUGAGGAGAAAACCUAUGCCCUGUUCAUCGGGGACACUGUGUUGGUGGAAGAGGAAGGUCCAGCUACUCUCCUCACGUCUGUCAGAAAGAAGGUGAAGAACGUCAGCAUUUUAUUAAAGAAAGAGGAUGAGGAGGAAGAGGAAGAAGAAGAUGAUACGGAAGGAAUCCUUGUGCGUGGUUCGCGGGUAGCCCUGCUGCCAGAAAGAACCCGGAAUGAACUGACGGCUGAAGAGAAACGCCGGGCACAUCAGAGAGAGCUGGCCGCGCAGCUAAACGAAGAAGCCCGGAGACGCUUAACGGAACAAAAAGGGGAGCAGCAGAUCCAGAAAGCCCGCAAGUCAAACGUGUCCUAUAAGAACCCGUCUCUGAUGCCCAAAGAACCGUACAUUCGGGAGAUGAAGAUUUACAUCGACAAGAAGUACGAGACUGUCAUCAUGCCCGUUUUCGGCAUUGCUACUCCAUUCCACAUCGCUACCAUCAAGAACAUCAGCAUGUCGGUAGAAGGUGAUUACACUUACCUGAGGAUCAACUUUUACUGUCCAGGCAGUGCCUUGGGUCGCAACGAGGGCAACAUCUUUCCUAACCCAGAAGCCACUUUUGUAAAAGAAAUAACAUACCGAGCAUCCAACAUAAAAACGCCUGGGGAGCAGAUGGUCCCAGCGCUCAACCUCCAGAAUGCCUUCCGUAUUAUCAAGGAGGUGCAGAAGCGUUAUAAAACCCGGGAAGCUGAGGAGAAAGAAAAGGAGGGAAUUGUCAAACAAGACUCUCUGGUGAUCAACCUCAACCGCAGCAAUCCAAAACUGAAGGACCUCUACAUCCGUCCCAACAUCGCCCAGAAGCGGAUGCAGGGGUCACUGGAAGCUCAUGUCAACGGCUUCCGUUUCACCUCCGUGCGGGGAGACAAAGUGGACAUCCUGUACAACAACAUCAAACAUGCCGUGUUCCAGCCCUGCGAUGGGGAGAUGAUCAUCGUGCUUCACUUCCAUUUGAAGAAUGCUAUCAUGUUCGGGAAGAAACGCCACACGGACGUACAAUUUUACACGGAGGUGGGCGAAAUCACCACCGAUUUGGGCAAGCACCAGCACAUGCACGAUCGGGACGACCUCUACGCUGAGCAGAUGGAACGGGAGAUGAGACACAAGCUGAAAACAGCCUUCAAGAAUUUCAUUGAGAAGGUAGAAGCCCUAACCAAGGAGGAAUUGGAAUUCGAGGUUCCUUUCCGAGAGCUGGGGUUCAAUGGCGCCCCCUACCGAAGCACCUGCCUGCUCCAACCAACCAGCAGUGCCCUGGUGAAUUGUACUGAAUGGCCUCCAUUUGUGGUAACGCUGGACGAGGUGGAGCUGAUUCAUUUUGAGCGUGUGCAGUUCCACCUGAAGAACUUCGACAUGGUCAUCGUUUACAAGGACUACAGCAAGAAGGUCACGAUGAUUAACGCCAUUCCCGUGGCUUCGCUCGACCCCAUCAAAGAGUGGCUCAACUCUUGUGACAUUAAAUACACCGAAGGGGUACAAUCCCUCAACUGGACCAAAAUCAUGAAAACAAUUGUGGAUGACCCAGAAGGCUUUUUUGAGCAAGGUGGCUGGUCGUUCCUUGAGCCAGAGGGAGAGGGAAGUGAUGCUGAAGCUGGGGAAUCUGAGUCCGAAAUAGAGGACGAGACCUUCAACCCUUCCGAGGAAGAGUAUGAAGAUGAGGAGGAGGACAGCGAUGAAGACUAUUCUUCAGAGGCAGAAGAAUCAGACUACUCCAAAGAGUCCCUGGGCAGCGAGGAAGAGAGCGGGAAAGAUUGGGACGAACUGGAAGAAGAAGCACGGAAAGCUGAUCGAGAGAGUCGAUACGAGGAAGAGGAGGAGCGCACCCUGAGCCGCAAGAGGAAGGUUCCCUCCUCCCAGAGUUCGGGACACCACCGCAGCUCCCACAGUCGCAGUCCUGGCCGAAGUUCUGCCCCGCCGAAGAAGAAGAGGAAGUAGAUUGGGGCGAUGACAAACCUUUCCCAUCAGUCAGUUGGGGGAGGGAGGCGGGGGAAAUUUUGGGGGGGGGGGGGCCCCAGAGGCCUCCCUCCAUCAGCCAGUCUUUAGGGUCCCGGGAGAGGUGGUCAGCUCCUCCUCCCCACAAACUCUUUUUUUUUUUCCCACCUUUCCAACAUCCACACCCCUUUGGCUCCCUUGUUUUGUUUUUCUGGAGCAUAUUUCGGCUUUUUUUAUUUUACGUUUUUUUCUUCCCCGCGUCAUUUUCGCACCGUUCGCAUGGACCAAUCCGCUGCGAGAGAAUUCCAAGCCGUGUUCACGAUGGACAAAAACCGUGCCG
Molecule: messenger RNA, 3523 nt
Organism: Pantherophis guttatus
Lineage: Eukaryota; Metazoa; Chordata; Lepidosauria; Squamata; Colubridae
Gene: SUPT16H
Product: SPT16 homolog, facilitates chromatin remodeling subunit
Biological process (GO): transcription elongation by RNA polymerase II
Cellular component (GO): FACT complex
Molecular function (GO): nucleosome binding
Source: RefSeq, a predicted model, not a curated record